Darwinula stevensoni is the source of this 1873-nucleotide messenger RNA. Lineage: Eukaryota; Metazoa; Arthropoda; Ostracoda; Podocopida; Darwinulidae. The record is from the annotation of a GenBank genome assembly.
ACGGCAACAUGGCCACGCCCACUCCACCUACGGGCUCUUGCUCGGCGCUUAUGACUUUUCAUCUCUCAAGGAGAAAUCCCUGCUAGUACAGCGUCUUUCCUCCUUUGAGCCAGAGGAACGGAGGGAGGACGCUCGAAAUGUCUUGCAAUUACGCAGAGGGGCUCUCGUCCUACGAGAACAAGGGCAAGUGUGGAUUGCCUGAGAUAUUUGACAGCCCUUCAAAAGUCGAUGAGAAGGUGAAGAGACUUGCAGAAUGGAUGAGAGGAAGCAAACACACUGUGCUCCACACAGGAGCUGGGAUCUCCACUGCUGCUGGAAUACCUGAUUUCAGAGGGCCAAAAGGGGUGUGGACGCUGGAGCAGAAAGGCGAGAAGCCACAGGUGGACAUGGGUUUUUCCAAGGCCCUGCCAACCAAGACGCACAUAUCUUGGGCAACAGAAGAUCCAGUGAAGACUGUGGGACAGAAACUCGUCGGACAGGCUUGCUUUGGGCAACGGGACAGCGGGAGACCGUGUCGGGGGAAACUUCGGGACAACAUCCUCGAUUGGGAAGAUCGUCUCCCGGAACGGGACAUGCAGGUUGCCCAGGCUCAUUCACUGGCAGCCCAGUUGAGCAUUUGCCUAGGGACAACUCUUCAGAUUGUACCAAGUGGGAAUCUCCCAGUUCUCACCAAGAAGACGAAAGGAAGGCUCGUGAUCUGUAACCUGCAGCCCACCAAACAUGAUCGAAAGGCAGAUCUCCUGAUCCACACAUAUGUGGAUGACAUGAUGGAGAAGCUCUGCAGUUACUUGGACGUCAGGCCUCCGGAGUACAAACCCAAGAUGGGAGUGAUCCUGGAACCAAUGGAAUGGACCGUCAGAGACGAAUGGUUGAAGGACUUGCCCAAGGUAGAACUUCCACAGAAGAAACGCAAGAGACGUGGAAAGCCCUUCCAAAGGGGACAUGCAAAGCGAGAGCGGUCACACGUCAGAGCCAAACCUGAGUUCACUCUUCUGAAGAAAGAACCGAAAGAAGAGGAAGAAGAGGAGGAAGAUGAAGAAGGAAUAGGUGAGACACCCUUUCAAAACGGAGACGACUCUGCAGGCGACACUGAGUCAGGUUGUAUCGACUCCAAGCAAGAGCCCAUGGAACAAGAUGAUGUUGAGAGAAUGGAUGAAGGGGAGAAAACUAGACAAAAUGGAGACAAUUCAGAAGCAUCUGAGACUGAUGAACCGAAGUCUGCAGGAGAAAAUAUGCGAGACAGAGAAACUGUUUCUGACUGCAUGGGGAAGAAAGAGAAGCUGAGUUUGGAUCCCACAGGAGAUAUGGAGGGUAGCAAGAGCCAUAGUGAUGAGGGGAAUGCCAGACAAACAGGAAACCACUCAGAGUUGCCAGAUGCAAACAACUUGGGUUCCAAGGCUGGUGAUGUGAGGGAUGAGAAUGAAGAAGCGGGGAAGAACACCGCCUCAAACGAUGCAGACUGCCCUGUCUGGGACCAUGAAGAAAUGAUGAGGCUGCAAGAGGAGUCAAUUCAAGACUCCAGUGCCAAAGAGGAAGUUAAGAAGCAAGAGAUGGAAGAUGAAAGCAGGCAAGAAGUUCCCAUUCCAGGAAGCACUGGCGAGAACUAGGAAUCCGUCACUCGUGGUCGUUCGGACGCCUCGAUCGAGGCCGACUCGCAUCUGCACGACUCCGAACCGAUCGGAGGCUGAUCCUCCCAAAGAAUCCUCUUCCUCGUGCGCGAGUGUUACGUCUUUGCAUCCGUCUCGAAGCCGGACACUUGUCCGUCUCUAGUCGUGGACCAAGGGACUCUCGAAUCAAGCCCACAUUCCCUUCCUUGUGUAUCGAUGUUUUCAUGUCUUUGAUGAUGAGAGAUUAUGAACUGUUCUGAGAGUCA